Messenger RNA from Funneliformis caledonium, 393 nucleotides. Lineage: Eukaryota; Fungi; Glomeromycota; Glomeromycetes; Glomerales; Glomeraceae. The record is from the annotation of a GenBank genome assembly.
AUGAAUCUUAUUCAUAAUUAUCAAAUGAUUAAUGAAAAUUAUCAAUUUUUUAUAUCUAAUGAACAGAGUAUUCCUGAUGAUGUUAAACAACGAAUAGAAUUAUUACAUUAUGCUGGUGUAGAUAUUCUCACUAUACGUACAAUUUUAAAAGAAGAGUUUGAAUCAACAAUAACUUUAUCUAAUGAUAAUCAAGAUUAUCAAUAUAUGCUUACUCGAUUAUUACAAAAAAUACAACGAUUUGUAACACAAUAUCCUAUAUCGACUAUAACUUUUUAUACUUCUUUUAAUGAAGUAUUUGUUUCUGAAAUUGAAAAAGGAACACAAAUACAAUCUAAUAAUUCAAAUAUUAUACCAACAGUAAAAAAUCCAUUAAUCAUUCAUGAAAAAGGAUGA